GGGAGGGGAAGGUUGAGAGACGCCCUCACCGGAGGCUUGGUGUUCCCAGUCCGCGGUGGAAAGGGUAGAGGGGGGUGUGCGGGUGCACUUGUGUAGGGCGGAUACGUUGCAAUGCCAGCACCUGGUUUAAAGCUGCUGCGAGGCCUGAUAUGAAGGGACGGAUUUUAAAAACAAAAGGAAAUAGCCAGUGGUGUAGUUUUGUCACAGCAGGAGGCAGCCCCUAAGUAACCCUGGCUGAUCUUAAGAAAAACUGAGUACGGCUGGACCUAGUUACUGUUUGGAUGGAGCUGGAAAGAUAAACAUGAAGUAUAUCAGUAGCCGUGGAGGAGCAGGAAGCUUUGAUUUUGAACAUGCUCUCUUCUCUGGGUAUGCAGUGGAUGGGGGCCUUUUCAUGCCUGAAAAAAUCCCAGUCCUGGACCAUCCCAGACUUCGGACAUGGAGCACCUUUUCUUACUUGGAGCUGGUGAAGGAACUGUGUUCGGUUUUCAUCUCACCUGAACUCAUUCCAAAGGCAGAGCUGAACGACCUGAUUGAUAGAGCAUUUAUCAGGUUCAGACACAAAGAUGUUGUUCAUUUGUCAAGACUAAAAAAUGGCUUGAAUAUUUUGGAGCUUUGGCAUGGUGCAACAUAUGCAUUUAAGGAUCUGUCAUUGUCCUGCAUGGGGCAAUUCUUACAAUACUUUCUAAAGAAAAAGAAGAAACAUGUCACAAUUCUAGUGGGGACUUCAGGAGAUACCGGCAGCUCAGCUAUUGAAAGUGUCCGGGGUGAAAAGAAUGUAGAUAUAUUUGUUCUGCUACCAUACGGCCUUUGCAGCCAAGUGCAAGAACGACAGAUGACAACAGUGAUUGAGAAAAAUGUCCAUGUAUUUCUUACGGAAGGAAAUAGUGAUGAAAUCGAUGAACCCAUCAAAGAAUUGUUUGCUGAUGAAGAUUUUUCAAGAAAACACAAUCUCAUAAGUUUGAAUUCAAUUAAUUGGUGUAGGGUUCUGGUGCAGAUCGCUCAUUAUUUCUAUGCUUAUUUCCAAUGUGCACCAACCGUGGAGGCUGUUCCGCUGCCAACUGUGGAAAUUGUUGUUCCAACUGGGGGAGCAGGAAAUCUCACCGCUGGGUGUAUUGCACAGAAAAUGGGAUUGCCCAUUGAACUGGCAGCUGUGGUAAACGACAACGAUAUUGUACACAGAACUAUUCAGCAAGGUGAUUUUUCUGUGUCCAGGAGUGUGAAAAAAACACUGGCGUCAGCAAUGGAUAUUCAGGUACCUUACAAUAUGGAGAGGAUUUUUUGGCUAUUUUCUGGAUCAGAUAGUAAUUUGGUCAAAAGUCUGAUGGAAGAAUUUUAUACUACUAAGAAAGUAAAACUCCCUUCAGAGUUGCAAAAUAAGCUCUUUGAAGGUGUGAGAUCUUGCAAAAUUUCAGAUGAAGAAAUUAUUCAAACCAUGAAACACUGCUGGGAGGACAACCAUUACCUUUUGUGUCCCCAUACGGCUGUUGCUGUUUCCUACCAUUACAAGUAUGCCAGCUGCCGUCCAAAUAUCUGGAGAUGCUGCUUAGCUCCUGCCUCUCCUAUCAAGUUUGAAGAUGCGAUUUGCAAAGCUAAUCUCUCUCUGGAAGUCUCAGCUGAGAUCAGCAAGCUGAAAGAUAUGGAGACCAGGUCUUGUACUCUGAAGAGAGGGGAAGACUGGGUUAAAAUACUGCGGCGGCGUAUAGAAGAAGGUACCAAGCAAAGAUACAGCAACCAGAGUUGAACUUGCGGGAAGAAUAACUGUAUGCAGAAGCUCCACGAUAGUGGUGGUGUUGCUGCUGCUUUUGCUGAUUAAUGAAAAAUAGUUUUGUUACAAUAAACCUAUGCAAAAUUGCUAACAGUGAUAUUAGACUUUAAUCCUACAGAAGAAAAAAAGGAAAGUGAGCUGCGAGGUAGGCUUACACUAAUAAUAUUGACAUCCUUUACCAGAAAGAUCUAACUUUUCUAAAUUCUAUUGACUUUGGAGACUUUCGCCUGUUCCAUCUUGGCAUCCAAGAGAGCAUUUUGUGGGUGACCUGCAAAUGUUUAUAUACAUAUAAUUUACCCUUGCAGUAUACCCUUUGAGGCUGAAUAUGCCCAGUUUUCACAAUAACAUACUGCACUAAUUUUGUAUUUAUGGGACAUGCUGGUGAGGUCCCCAAUCUUUUCCUUUAUAUUAUCGUUGAAACUUUGAUGACUGUCAUAUUAGUCAGGUAUCAACAAUGCAGUGUUGACAGAGAUCGUGACAAAUGUGUACCAAUCCCUAGGUUAAAUAAAACCAUAUUUCUAAUUUAGAAUUAUCAGUUGGUAUUCAGGUGCAAUCCAAAUCACCUAUCAAGCCCUUCAUGGCAUGGGGCCUGAUUAUUUGGGGGACUGCCUGUUUCUAGUUGUCUAAUACAGUCAGGCAGAGUGGGCAUGCUCUGGGUCUCAUUGGACUUUCUUUGGUUUUAUGUUGUUUCUGUGGCCAUUCAUGAUAGUUGUGUUUUGUAUUUUUUUAAAAUUUGCAAUUGUAAGCUGCCCUGAUUUGUUGGGAGUCAAGCAGUCUAUAAAUUGGAGAGAGUAUAGAGGAUGACCUUGACAAACAGAGGGAAGAUCGUUUGCCAAGGCACUGAUCAGAUGAAUGUGGAUUGAGCCCAUAAAGUAGUUUAUGAAAACAUCUCAGACAGCUUCCCUCCCUCCAAUUCACAUGAAGAUAAAAGAGGGAGGAGGGGAAGCACAUACU
Python bivittatus (Burmese python) is the source of this 2719-nucleotide messenger RNA. It is a transcript of the gene THNSL2, whose product is annotated as threonine synthase like 2. The record is from RefSeq and is a predicted model, not a curated record. Gene Ontology annotation, molecular function: pyridoxal phosphate binding. Gene Ontology annotation, biological process: 2-oxobutyrate biosynthetic process; dephosphorylation. Lineage: Eukaryota; Metazoa; Chordata; Lepidosauria; Squamata; Pythonidae.